Messenger RNA from Hirundo rustica (Barn swallow), 4125 nucleotides. Its product is annotated as multiple epidermal growth factor-like domains protein 6. The transcript is spliced from 30 exons. The coding region runs from base 1 to 4125 and encodes 1374 amino acids. NCBI's taxonomy places the organism in Eukaryota, Metazoa, Chordata, Aves, Passeriformes, Hirundinidae. The record is from RefSeq and is a predicted model, not a curated record.
AUGGCUCAGGCUCUGAGUUGGCUGGUUUUGUUGUGGAGCCUGAGGAGCUUUCUCAGAGGGGUCUCUUCGCUCUCAGCUGACUGCAGCCUGGACUGCCAGAGCCACUGCCUCAUAGACUGCAAGCAGGGGCAUUACUACACAGCUGGCAACUGCCUGGAGUGCCCAGCAGGGUUCUACUGCCCCGGAGGCCAAGCGGCUCCAAGGAAAUGCCCACUGGGAACUGCCAAUGAGCUGACUGCUCAGGGAAACCUCUCAGCCUGCCAGGUUUGUCCCCACGGCUCCCUCAGCCUGGAGAGCAGGGCUGGCUGCCGGCCGUGUCCCCAGGGAUACUCGUGUGACCCCGGCACGGGCACCCAGAGGCGCUGUGAGCCCGGCCAGCACUCGCCAGAGGGAGAGCUGGGCUGCAGGGAGUGCCCCGAGGGACACGGCACACAGCCCUGUUUGGCAGGUCAGCAGCCCGACCCCACUCGCACGCUGUGUGUCAGCUGCGCUCCUGCUUCCCUCCCAGCUGAGGACACCAGGCCCUGCCAGCCCUGCCCAGCAGGUCACUUCUGUCCUGAUGGCCUCGAGGUCCCUCCAUGCCCAGCUGGGAGCUUCAGGCCCAAGGAGGGAGUUCCCAGAGCCAACAGCAGCUCCUUGAGCUUGCCAGAGCUGCGCUUUAAUUGCGCGUUGCUGGCGCCCAGCCGCAUUGCUGUCAGCCGCGCCAGCUUCUCCCUGGUGGGAGCCACGUACGUGUGCCCCGCGGGCUCGGCCAGCCCCCGUGCCCCCGGCAACGCCUGUCCUCCAGGAACCGCCGGCAACCGCUUGGACCUCUUUGACAAGUCCCAGUGCGAGCCCUGCCCUGCAGGAUUCGCCUGUGCCACAGGAACUGGUGGGCAGCAGAAGCCUCCCAGCCCAUGCCCAGUUGGUCACUACUGCCCGCCUGGCACCAGAGGAUCCUUCCGCUCGGCCCCUGGAGCGGAGGUGGCUGCAGACUGCACCCCCUGUCCUGGGGGACAUCACUGCCCCGAGCUGGGCACGGUCACCCCUCGAGCCUGUGGGGCUGGCAAAUUCUCGGAGCCGGGCUCAGCCUCCUGCUGGCCCUGCAGAGUCGGGCACUUCUGUGCCAGUGAGAACACCAGCCUGGAGGUGAUGCUGCGUGCCAUGGUGUGCCCGGCAGGGCUGCUGUGCCCGGCGGGACAGGCGGGUGUCCCAGAUGCCGCUGCCAACGCCUGCCCACAGGGACACUUCUGUCCCCAGGGCGAUGCCGCUCAGCCUUGCCCCAAUGGCACCUACGGUGAGCAGAGGGGGCUGAGCAGUGCUGCUGGAUGCUCACCCUGCCCUGCAGGGAAGUUCUGCUACACCGAUGGGACAGAGCCUCCAGGAAUCCCUCACCCUACAGGGGAUUGCCCAGCUGGCUACCUCUGCCCUCCAGGCACUGGAUUCCCCUUCUCCUUCCCCUGCAUGCCAGGCAGCUUCUGGGACAACUCCAGCACGGAGGGAGAAGGGAUUUGCAAGCCAAGCCCAGCCGGGCACUUCUGUGACUCCCCUGCCCUGACAGAGCCCAAGCCCUGCCCAGCAGGUUUUUACUGUCCUGAAGGCAGCUCCAAGCCUGAGCCCUGCCCGGAGGGGACAUUUGGUGACAGGCAGGGGCUGUCUGGACCCUCGGGGUGCAGCCCCUGUGCUCGGGGUUCCUUCUGCGCUGCCCCAGGACAGACUGGCCCAAGUGGGCCCUGUGAGGCUGGAUUUUACUGCCAGGGCAGGGCUCUGACUCCAUGGCCCACGGACGGUGUGACAGGAGCUGUGUGUCCUGCUGGGUCCUACUGCCCACCAGGCUCUGCCUUCCCCACGCCCUGCCCUCCAGGGACUUUCAGCAACACCAGUGGGCUGAGGAACCUGCAGGAGUGCUUGGAUUGCCCACCUGGCUUGUAUUGUGAUGGGACAAACAACCAAGCCCCCUCAGGACCUUGUGCACCCGGUUACUUCUGCACAGGAGGAGCUAAGAGUGCUCUCCAGCACGAGGUGAUGGAGGGACAUUAUUCCUUAGCAGGAGCCUUCAAACCAGAGCCGUGUCCCCUCGGCACCUUCCAGCCUGGCCGUGCUCAGUCUGUUUGCAGGGACUGCCCUGAGGGGACUUUCUGCAGUGAGCCAGGCCUGCCUGUCCCCCAGGAUUGUCCCAAAGGCCAUUUCUGCCUGGCUGGCAGCUCCGUGCCUCUCCCGUGUCCGGCGGUGGGGCUUCCAUUUGGAGAUCUUUGCCCACGAGGACAUUAUUGCCCAGCUGGCACCGGGCACCCCAGGGAGAUGCCGUGUCCUGCUGGCACCUGGAAUGGCCAGAGAGGAGCCCAGGAUGUCACCUGGUGCCUGCCCUGUGCCCCUGGCUUUUUCUGCAACGUGUCUGGCCAAGAUGCUCCCGGGGGACUUUGUGCACGAGGUUAUUACUGCACGGGGAGGACAAAGACUGCGAAGCCAGAGGAUGGAGUCACUGGAGAUCUCUGUCCUCGAGGACAUUUCUGCCCUGAAGGCUCAGCAGCACCUUCCCCGUGCCCCAGUGGGGAAUACAGCAAUGCCACAGGUCAAGACAAAUGCCUCCCUUGUCCUGCUGGGUUUCACUGUUCAAAGGGGCUCCGGCGCCGCUGCCCUCCUGGCUUCUACUGCCCUCAGAAAACCGGGAUCAGUUUUUAUCCUUGUCCUCCUGGGACUUACAACCCCUCCUACGGCCUGAGCCACGCUGAGGGGUGCCAGCAGUGCCCUGCAGGAAUGUUCUGUGGAGAAUGGGGAUUAUCCUCUCCCAGUGGUCCCUGCUGGCCAGGAUUCUUCUGCACAGCAGCUGCAGCAUCAGCAGCGCCCCAGCUCUGCCCAGCGGGCACCUUCUCCAGCCUGCCAGGGAGGAGAGCACUUUCUGAGUGCCAGCCCUGCCCCUCUGGCUUCUACUGUGAGGAACCUGGCCUCAGUGCCCCCACUGGCGAGUGCUGGGAAGGGUAUUUCUGUCCCCAGGGCACAGCUCUUCCCAUUGCUUGUCCAGCAGGAUCCUACAACCCUGCGCUGAGCCAAACCAGCUGCCUGCCCUGUCCUGAAGGGUUCUUCUGCCCCAAGAAUUCCUCUUCCAUUUUGGAGCAGGAAUGUCCCCCCGGCCACUUCUGCCCCGCAGGCACUGCCUCUGCAGCUCAGUUCCCGUGUCCUAAAGGGACCUUCAACCCCCAGCCCGGCAGCAGCCUGCGCUCCCACUGCAGCCCCUGCGAGCCAGGUUAUUUCUGCAACGGGACUGGGCUUGUGUCUCCCACUGGGUUGUGUGAGGCUGGGUUCUACUGCAGCGGAGGAAGCCUUUCCCCCAGACCUCCCAGGGCCAGCGCCAGUGGAGGUCCCUGCCCCCCUGGGCAUUUCUGUGAGGAGGGGAGCAGCAGAGCCCAGCCGUGCCCUGCAGGGACCUACAGCCCGUCCUGGAGCGGGACACAGUGCCUGGAGUGCCCAGAGGGCUUUUACUGCACCUCUGCCUCCACCAACUACACAGAUUGUCCUCAAGGUCACUACUGCCCCAGGAGCACAGAAUUUGCCACGCAGCAUCCUUGUCCCCCUGGAACCUACAGCGAAGCCCUGAAUCUCUGGGAUGCUUCCAGGUGUCAGCUGUGUCCUCCUGGAAGGGUCUGUUCCAGGCCAGGCCUGGCCAGGCCAGAUGGACUCUGCACGCCUGGGUGGUUUUGUCCACCUGGAUCCACAUCAAGCAAACCAAUGUUUCCUGGAAAUUUCUCUGGAAAGGCAGCUCCAGCUCCAGGAUCUGUGGGGUUGUGCCAAGCAGGAACCUUUUGUCCUGCUGGGUCAUCCCUUCCUCUUCCCUGCCCUCCAGGUUGGUUCUGUGCCAGCCCAGAGCUGGCAGCUCCGUCUGGGCCCUGCCAGGCCGGGUUCUACUGCACGGGAGGCUCCACAAUCCCAAACCCCAGGGAUGGAGCAGCGGGAGACACCUGUCCUCAAGGCCACUUCUGUCCUGCAGGGAGUUACUCCCCAUCCCCGUGUCCCCCAGAGCCCCGCUCAGGCUCUGCAGCCCCUUCCCAGGCUUUCCUCAAGGAAAAGCUGCUCUCAGCAUGGAAAUUCGGGCAUUCAUCCGGUGCUGCUGCAUGGGAACGUCACCCUGAAUCAGACAGGAACGGCUGA